AGAAGGACAAGUCAGCAAAGCUCUUGCAUUUCUCAUGAACUGCGGAGUCGUAUUGGGCUUCUAUUGCUGGGGUUGGGAGUUCUUAACUGCCCUUCUUCUCAUGUCCUCCUCCUCCACCUCUUAGUUACCCUGCUAUCAUCACCAUCCACUUAAUUUCUUCCUUAUUAAUUUCCCAGCCGGGUCAGAAAGAAUUCGAUCAUAGAGCAGGAGUAAUCACCAAAAUCUCUCUCUCUGUCUCUGUCUCUCUCUCUCUCUCCCCCUUUUUUAAAAAUCCUCUCUAUCAAUCUUCUUGAAAUAUUCUUAUUACCUAUAUUGUAUUUUUGAUGAUGAUGGAGCCUGAAUGUGAGAAGAGUUUGCUUGAAUAUGUGAGGAAGUCUUCACCUCCACCUUUCCUGUUGAAAACCUACAUGCUUGUUGAAGAUCCCUCCACCGAUGAAGUUAUCUCGUGGAACACGGAGGGAACGGCUUUUGUCGUCUGGCAGCCGGCGGAGUUCGCCAGAGACUUGCUCCCGACGCUCUUCAAACACAGCAACUUCUCUAGCUUUGUCCGGCAGCUCAAUACUUAUGGUUUUCGCAAAGUUGCAACGGCCCGGUGGGAGUUCAGCAACGACAUGUUUCGCAAAGGCGAAAGGGAUCUGCUCUGCGAAAUCCGUCGAAGAAAAGCAUGGACUAACAAGUCACAUUCUAAUAAUAAUAAGGGACAACAAAGUCAUCAUCAUCAUCAAGCAGCUGCAGCUGCAGCUGCACCAACAAAAGAUCAAUCCGAUGAAGACCAAAGCCAAAGGUCAUCAUCAACUUCAUCAUCGUCAGAUCAGUACACUGUCCUCAUUGAUGAGAAUAAACGACUUAAGAGGGAGAAUGGAGUCUUGAGCACUGAACUUUCUACCAUGAAGAAGAAAUGCAAGGAGUUGCUUGAUUUGGUGGCCGUGUAUGCUGACCAGGCUGGGGAGAAGAAUGAUGGCUCUAUUGUUGAUAAUGAUGAGUUUGAUGAGAGGCCAAAACUUUUUGGUGUGAGAUUGGAAGUUCAAGGAGAGAUAGAGAGGAAGAGAAAGUUUGCUGAGAUUAGUAGAAAUGCUCAAGUUUUUCUGUUUCAAUCGUGCAAAUAAGUGUACUUAUUUUGUUGGAAAUCUCUCACUUAAUUAAGUAUUAGAUUUGUGUUUUUGCAAUGUAUUAAAAAGGAAUGAACUGUGAAGAUGGUUCAAACUUUAAAAAAUCAUUAAUUUGUAAAUUACUCUCUGUUUCUUG
Coffea eugenioides is the source of this 1245-nucleotide messenger RNA. RefSeq names its product heat stress transcription factor B-3. NCBI's taxonomy places the organism in Eukaryota, Viridiplantae, Streptophyta, Magnoliopsida, Gentianales, Rubiaceae. Gene Ontology annotation, cellular component: nucleus. Gene Ontology annotation, molecular function: DNA-binding transcription factor activity; RNA polymerase II cis-regulatory region sequence-specific DNA binding. The record is from RefSeq and is a predicted model, not a curated record. Gene Ontology annotation, biological process: regulation of transcription by RNA polymerase II. Bases 324 to 1106 code for a protein of 260 amino acids. The transcript is spliced from 2 exons.